AUGAAGAAGAAGUUAAGUAAAAAAGUAGAACGCAUACACAUUCGUAAUCACGAUGCUAUUUUGGAAUUUCGUUUAAAUUCAAAUUCUUACUUAGACACUCGUUUCAAAGUAUUGUUCAUUAUAUCAUUCAUAUUUAAGGUGCGAAAUGGUGUCAUACUUGAAAAUUUACAUUUCACUAGUCGCAGACAGAUUUAUAUCCAUGAAAAAAAAAACUUAGAUUGGGGUUCAAGUUGCUGCUGUUUAAAGUGUCUAGAACAUUGUCGCAUGGACUUUGUUUUUAGAUCUUCAUGA
Clunio marinus is the source of this 291-nucleotide messenger RNA. NCBI's taxonomy places the organism in Eukaryota, Metazoa, Arthropoda, Insecta, Diptera, Chironomidae. The record is from the annotation of a GenBank genome assembly.